This is a messenger RNA of Pisolithus orientalis, 763 nucleotides long. RefSeq names its product putative ubiquitin-like modifier. Gene Ontology annotation, cellular component: phagophore assembly site membrane; cytoplasm; Atg12-Atg5-Atg16 complex. Gene Ontology annotation, biological process: autophagy of mitochondrion; C-terminal protein lipidation; nucleophagy. The transcript has 5 exons. Lineage: Eukaryota; Fungi; Basidiomycota; Agaricomycetes; Boletales; Pisolithaceae. The record is from RefSeq and is a predicted model, not a curated record. Bases 154 to 540 code for a protein of 128 amino acids.
GUAACAUUUCAGUACCAGUAGUCACUAGCAGCGACAGCUGGUAUUCAAUAUUCAGAUGCUACACUCGUACCCGAAAACAGUUCACAUUUCCCUUUCUGGAAAUUGCCAUCUUGGCAUCAACUGAGCUGGCUCAGACCGUUCAGCGCUUCGGGGAUGGCACAAGCACCAGGCAGUCCUGAUGAGCCAGGACGUCAAAUGUCGCUCCCAGGGGAGAGUGGAGAAGGUGUUUCACCCGCGAUUCAAGCUCUUGAAACCUACAAGAAGAAGGAUCCUUCAAAAGUUGUUGUACGCUUCAAGGCUGUUGGGAACGCGCCGAUUAUGAAACAAAACUUUUACAAGAUUACCGCGGCGAACCGCUUCCAGGCUGUCAUACAGUUUUUGAGGAAGGAGUUGGGCUGGAAGGCUGGAGAUCCCCUAUUUACAUACAUCAAUCUCGCGUUCUCCCCAGCUCCCGAUGAUACAGUGUCCAACUUGUAUAAAUCGUUCGCAACGGACGGACAUCUUAUCGUGAACUACAGCACCACAGCUGCAUGGGGGUAAAUGUUGUUGCAUUUACGCUUGUUUACCAUCCAUCUCUACACCCCUCCGCUCACACCUCGUGUACGUAUACAUUGUCAUGAUAUCCAGUUCAUCUUUUUGUGUCACAGCCACUUCCAACUACGGCAAGCCUUCUUCACUUGUUAACUUAGCUACGUAUGUCUGCCGUGUACGCAUUUGUACCCUGCAUGCGGUACAUACAUACACCAACUAUCCCGCAUGUUCG